Messenger RNA from Penaeus indicus, 1718 nucleotides. RefSeq names its product TATA-binding protein-associated factor 2N-like. The coding region runs from base 17 to 535 and encodes 172 amino acids. The transcript has 6 exons. NCBI's taxonomy places the organism in Eukaryota, Metazoa, Arthropoda, Malacostraca, Decapoda, Penaeidae. The record is from RefSeq and is a predicted model, not a curated record.
AUGCGCACGUGACGUCAUGUACACAAACACGCCGUUAUUGUUGGUGAUUUUCUUCCUCGUAUCACCAGGUCUUUCAACUUCUCACGAGGACGAACGCCACGAUCAUAUCCUUUGUCGUAACUGUGGGGCAGAAUUAACCGAAAAUACGAAGGAAAAUUUUGUCAAUGUCACUAGCCCUCAUUCGGAGUCCAGUCACUGGUUGUCUGUCCUUGGCCAUUCUCAUUUGAUGGUUCAGACACUGCGAAACCCAGCUGAUAUAGCUUUUGACCUUGUCACUGUGAAAAGAACUGGAUGUUCAGGCGUUGGAGAGUGGUAUAGUGACCAUUCUUGGUUUCCUGGCUAUUCGUGGAAGGUCUGCGUCUGUCCUCGCUGCAAGGCACAUCUUGGCUGGAUCUUUGAACCGAUAGAAAAUACCAAACCCAGCCAGUACUUAGCUUCAAGCAAGGGAUUCUAUGGACUUAUUUUAGAAAAAUUAAUAAGUGAAGACUUUUCAGACUCCUUGCUCAUUGGACUUCCCAAACGACAAAGAUAUUAACUAUGGCUGAGGAGAGGCAGGAUGUAUGUGUUGGUGAGGUGAACAUGGUUGAACUAGACACAGAGUUUUUGACGAAACUGGAGGAACAAGCCAAAGAUCGCUACACAGAAAAUGAUGAGAAUUUCUUGGAGUAUUGCAGCAAACCACCACCAAAACCUCCAAUUCUUCCUGCUGAAAGAUUUGAAAGGAAUAGGCGGGGUGGAUUUAGGGGACGCUCUGACAACUACCAUGGCAGACAGGGAGGGUAUAAUCGCAACAGGUACAACAGAAGGGACUUUGGAGAUGACCGGAGGAGAAACUGGGGGGGUGAGAGGAGGGAAUUUGGAGGAGAAAAGAGGGACUACACUGGUGAAAGGAGGGAUUAUGGAGGAGAAAGGAGGGACUUCGGAGGGGAUAGGAGGGAUUUUGGAGAUGACAGGAGGGACUUCAGAGGCGAUAGGAGGGACUUCGGAGGCGAUAGGAGGGACUUCGGAGGGGAAAGGAGGGACUUCGGAGGGGAAAGGAGGGACUUUGGAGGGGAAAGGAGGGACUUCGGAGGCGAUAGGAGGGACUUCGGAGGGGAAAGGAGGGACUUCGGAGGGGAAAGGAGGGACUUUGGAGGGGAAAGGAGGGACUUUAGGGGUGAAAGAAGGGAAUAUGGAGGUGAGAGGAGGGACUACGGAGGGGAGAGGAAAGACUUUGAAGGUGACCGAAGAAAUGACCGAAGGGACUUUGGUGGAGGGAGAGACCAAGAGUACAGAGAUGAUAGGAGAGGCGAGAAGAGGCCGCACUCAGGGUAUUCUGAGGACCACAGGGGCAGUGGAGAGGGCUAUUACUAGAAGAUUUCAUGAUCUUUCACAUGUUGUAAUGAUAAGGAGCAGGCUCUGUUAUAAAAGUGUCUUUUCAUGAAUUACUGUUUUGCAUGCUAGCCAUAUAUACUUCUCUUUAUUCUUCUAUGGAGCAGGACUUGCUUCUUGCUCGUUGGCUAUUCUAGCAGCCAGUUUUGUACUUCAGGUUCAGAAUGCCAUUUAUUUUUGUUCUGUAAAAGAUAUAUGAAAUACAUAGUUAUGAUUCAUCAAUGUUUUUGGAGAUAAAAGCUAUAAAGGCUGCUUGGUUUGGUUUCAUUUGCCAUAUUUAUGACUUUCAAAUAUGUAAGAGAAAAAAAUGUAAAAACUUUGGAUAAAAUGUAUAUUUUUCCAGCAAA